GCCCUCCAGAUGUGGAGCAGGCCUGUGAGCCAAGUGUGCGCACCUGGAGCCCAAAUGCAGGGACUGAGCAAGGUAUUGUGGGUCUGUCGGAGUGUCCUCUCCAGGGCUGCAUGCUUCAGCUGGAGUUCCCCUACCCGCUGGUACCUGACUCCCUGACUGUAUGGGUCACCUUCUUUAGCCCAGAGGAAACAGCACUGCCAGCUAUCCAUAACAUCUUGCUCCUGACCGUCAGUGGGAACAACAUUUCAUUGGGCCCCAGUAAUGUCUUCUGUGACACCCCAUUGACUCUGAAGCUGGACAUAGAGGAUGAAGUGUAUGGGGUACAGUUUUUCACCAUGGAACAACACCUAGAGAUCGAUGCCACUCUCUUGUCAUCCAAGCCAGACUUCAGACUCUGCAGGCAUUGCCGACCUCUACGCUACCGCCUGUUGCGUCAACCACCUUUCACACAUGCACCACACGGUCUGAUGUUGAAUGAGCCUAUCCGCCGAUAUAUAGACAGGGAUGUGGCGCCACAUGUUGUGUACACCUACCAGGUCCAAACCAUCUCCAGCCGGAGUGAGAGUGAGCCCUCCGCCCGGCUGGUACACGAUCUGGGGGCGCCGUACUGUGGAGAUGGACGCAUCCAGAGAUCCAAAGGAGAGGAGUGUGAUGAUAAGAACUCUAUGAAUGGGGACGGCUGCUCCAGCCAGUGCAAGAAGGAGCCUUUUUUCAACUGUGUUGAGGAGCCAAGCAUGUGUUACUACUAUGAUGGCGACGGGGUGUGUGAGGAUUUUGAACGAGAGACCGGCGUGAGGGACUGUGGCCUCUACACCCCUAAUGGUUUCCUUGACCAGUGGGCCUCAUCUGUCGAUGUUUCCCAUGAGGAGAAGCCCUACUGCUCCGGGGAGGUGGCUGCGGGAUACCCUGCUGUAACUAAGACAUGUCAGUCCAAGGUGUUUGACCUAUCAGACGGAGUGUCCCAGUAUGCGUGGUUCCCCUGUCGCGAGGCUCAUAAUACUCAAUAUGGAUAUCAGAACUAUUUGCUCAAGGCCCACUUCUCUCAUCCCAUGGUGGCAGCAGCAGUGAUUAUACAUCUGGCUGCAGAUGGCACUGGCUACCUUGAUCAGACUCAGUGUAACAUCACUGUUCAGCUGGUAGACACCAAGGAUGGUAUCCAUAGUCUGGGUGAUUGGCGUCUGAGCUGCCGCACCAACCCUUUGGUGAUCCCGGUGAGCCAUGACCUGUCAGUGGCCUUUUACCACACCAAGGCUAUCCUGGUCAUGUUUGCCUCUCGCCUUGUUGCCAUCUCCGGAGUUGGCCUCCGCUCCUUCCAGUCCUUCGAUCCCAUCACGAUAAGCGGUUGCCAGAGCAAUGAGAUCUACAACCCGACAGGCCAGAGUUGUGUACAUUAUUCGUGUGAAGCCAUUGACUGCCAGGAACCCUUAAUCCGCAAUGCAGAGCUCAAGUGCAGUAGCCCUGGCCGCCACUUCUACAAUGGAGACCGCUGCACCAUCUACUGCAACUCUGGAUACGUCCUGCAAGUCCACCAGGACGAUGACAUCAUCAAGAGCCAGUCGGACUCUACAGUGACUAUUACAUGUGCAAAUGGGAAGUGGAACAAACAGGUCUCAUGCGAGCCUGUGGACUGUGGUAUGCCAGACAAAUACCAUGUCCAUCCUGCCCAUUUCAAGUUCCCUGAAGGCACCACCUAUGGCAAGAAGAUCACCUUUCAGUGUCGAGAACCUGCCCAGCUUGUAGGUACAAACAACACCCUUACCUGCCUGGAGGACGGCCUCUGGUCCUUCCCAGAGGCUCUUUGUGAGCUCCGCUGCCCAGCCCCCCCUCCUGUACCCAACGCUGUGCUGCAGACCAAGCGCUGCAAUGAGACAGGCCUCAAAGUGGGAUCGCUCUGCAAGUACAAGUGCAAGCCAGGCUACCAUGUCACCAACAAACCUAAGAGGCGUGCGUUUAAGAGGCAGUGCACAGAGGAUGGCAGCUGGCUAGAGGGGGCAUGCGAGCCGGUGACUUGUGAUCCCCCACCUCCCAUCUUCCACGGCUCCUAUCACUGUACUGAUGGUUUCCGCUUUGACAGCGUUUGCAAACUCAACUGCUCUGAUCCAGCCGGUAAUGCUGCUAUCGCCGCCACAGGAGGCUCUGCCCAUACGGUGAGGCUGCUGCACGCUCCAUGCAAGCAGGGCGCUGCGUUCAAUGUGAUCCGCUGUAGGAAGGAUGGAAACUGGACAGGGUCAUUCCGCCUAUGCCCACACAGCAAAGGCCAGUGUACUUUACCUCAAAACCUCCAUCACAGCCUACAGUACUCCUGCAAGCGAGGACACGGCAUAGGUGAGGAGUGUGAGCUGACGUGCAGAGAGAGUAGCGCCGAUGUGGUGAUCCUCCCUAGCAACAUGACGGUAGAGAGUGUACUUAAAGAGCACUGGAGGAACCCGCACAAAGUCAAGAAUAUAGUCUGUACCAUGGGACUCAAAUGGUAUCCACACCCAGAAUUGCUCCACUGCAUCAAAGGAUGUGAGCCAUUCAUGGGAGACAACUACUGUGAUGCGGUCAACAACAGAGCCUUCUGUAACUAUGAUGGAGGAGACUGCUGCCAAUCCACAGUCAAGACCAAGAAGGUGAUUCCAUUCCCCAUGUCCUGUGACAUCCGGGAUGAGUGCUCCUGUCGGGAUCUGAAUGCUAUGGAGAACAGAAAGGAGGAACAUGUGCAUUCUCUGGGGUGACCAACCUGAGUAGGGACCUCAGUUCAGCGUCGUACCCUUGCUGCAACACAACACAGCCUGAGUGGCCGAGGCAGACCCCUCCUUCAUCCUUCUCUCAGCCUCCAAUUUCCUGCACAUGCUGCUUAACAGGCAUACCUCUCCAUCCAUACUGCAACCCUGACCAGCUGAAAUGCCUCCUCCACAUCACAGACCAAGAUCAAGAAUAGAGGAUGGGAAUCAUGAGACUCCACAGAAACUUCAUUUCUCAGCUCAAAGGAAAGUAACCCUGCUAUAUCAUCAUCAUCAUCAUCAUCAUCAAAAAAAAAAAAAAAAACGUAUACAGCAAGGAGAAAAAAAACCUAAACAAAAAUGUAACCAAGCCUAGGUAGCAUGCCUUUUGUUCAGUUUUGUGCUGGCUUCAGUGUCUAUUUUAGUGACCUUGCUUUACAAUCACAUGAUUGAACCAAAGGUAAAUCAAAAUGUGCAAGUGAGGGAUUGUGUUGAUGUUGACUCCCUGUUUUGCAAAUAUGAAGAAAAUCAAAAGACAGAUUUUAAAAAAUAUUCCUCAGACACUUUACAGGCAUGUUCAACACCUUUUCGGAGAGGCUAGAAGUUUGUGCGUAUAUCAUUCCUGGUUUCAAACUGGUCAGUCACUUUGUAUCUAUAUGCCCUUUACAGUAGAGGCUAUAGAGGUUAUUCCUAGCUUGGUGGGGAAUGAGACAGCCAUAUUAUUGAGUUUCAAGCCACAUAUUCAACACAAAAGCCAGAUUAAAAGGCACAAACACACACACAAAAAAUGCCAAUUUACUGUUGCACAACAAUACACAUUAUUUCCUAAGAAUAUUUUAUAUUUAGAGCAAAAUCCUGAAUGCAUAAUUAAAACAUUUUUAGCAUGGCUUCUGCUACUGUGUUUGCUGCUACUUGCCAUCUUCACAUCAUAAUAUCUAAUGGGGUUAGACAGCAUUGUCUGCCUUGCUGCUUACAGUACCUCUUUAAAGCAUUCAUUUACACGUGCAUGUCGGUUCAUGAUACUUUCAUAGAAUACAUGUCGACAACACCACAUGAAAUGCACUAAGAACUUUAAAAAACCCCAGAACCUCACUUGUCAUUUCCUUUUAACCCAAUAGCCCAAGAAAAAAUACAUUGACCACGACUUAAAGAAUGUCAUCGUUAACACCUCACUUCGGGUUGGGUUGAUUUUAGUUUCAAUUUGAACUCCUCCCUCAUGGCGCUUGAUCAGAACUUUGUUACCUCAAGCACCAAAUCAAAAAUGUUCAAACUGAAGAUAAAAUCAUCCCAGCCUGUUUGGAAUGUAUUCAAUGCUUGUCAGAAGUCUUCAGCCUUUUUGAUAACACAGUACUGCACAGUCACACAAGAGGAAGAACUAAAGGGCUGGAAAUAGGUCCUGGCUCUUAGUGAGAAUGAGUAUAGGUGGAAGGAGACCUCAUCUGACAUUCAAACACGUACACACAUAUUUCUCAUUCUCUCCCCUCCCACUAGUGUUGGACUCUCAGCAGUAGUUAUGCAGGCAACAAUGCAAUUCAUGAAAAUGACAUUUGGAUGUAUAUGUCAACACAGCAUUUGCAGUCACAAUAUGAUCAAAGGUCCCUAAGAUUCUCUGCUGGGUCCAGUGUUUAAGUAAUUCAUUUAAACCUUGUUUAUCGCUGCAGUAAAAAGUACAUUCUGUUGUUCUGAUCAGCACUUUUCAGUAUUGUGAACUCAGUCCGUCCCCACCAAUUAACUUCUUUAGAUCAUGUGGCUGCUACAAUAGCCUUGUAUUUUGUUAUUCCUCAUUCCAGACACAUGAAGGCUACACUAGUUUUUUCUCAUGCACAUUUGAUAAUGAAGGCUGCUUGGCAUAUUGGUCCACAUGUUGCUGCUCUUAUUAGGCUGCAACCAUUGUCAGGGUUACAUUCAGCACGAUUGUGACUUUUCAUGUUAUUUAGGCCAAUGGCACAGUCCCUCUGACUCAUAUUAGGCUGCUAUAGCAUUUCAGAUCAUUUUCAUAAAUCAUUGUAGACAACAAAAUGUACAAGUGACAAUGUAAGCCAGAUUUCGUGUAAUUUUCAAACCAAUGUAGUUAAGAACUAAGAAAAUACCACCAAAUGCAGCAAAAGUGUGAAGGUAUUAUUUUCCACCAAAUACAAAGAAAAUAAUCAAAAAAUAUAUUGUGUAAAUAUUACUAUAUGUUCUUGAUUGACAGGAGGGUGGAAAAAUAUAAUUUUU
This is a messenger RNA of Notothenia coriiceps (black rockcod), 4922 nucleotides long. RefSeq names its product pregnancy-associated plasma protein A, pappalysin 1a (gene pappaa). Gene Ontology annotation, biological process: cell surface receptor signaling pathway; proteolysis. The record is from RefSeq and is a predicted model, not a curated record. Gene Ontology annotation, molecular function: metalloendopeptidase activity. The annotation marks the transcript as partial. NCBI's taxonomy places the organism in Eukaryota, Metazoa, Chordata, Actinopteri, Perciformes, Nototheniidae. The transcript is spliced from 16 exons.